Messenger RNA from Brassica rapa (field mustard), 1905 nucleotides. RefSeq names its product cyclin-D3-2. The record is from RefSeq and is a predicted model, not a curated record. NCBI's taxonomy places the organism in Eukaryota, Viridiplantae, Streptophyta, Magnoliopsida, Brassicales, Brassicaceae.
UUUUCUGCUUUAAAUCUUAUGUACAAUGGACCACAAUAUCACCACACUGAAUCUGCAAAGCUAUGUAUCAAGAAAGACGUGACUAUAGUAAAUACCACGACCAAUAAAAUAGUUUAAUUUUUUUAUUUUUUUUAUAAACAAAAAUAAUUAGAUUCAUAUUACGAAUCUUUAUAUACAUCAAAAAAAUCUAUAUGUUUCCUAAAAUACGUGUAUCUUAUACAAAUAAAAUGACCCCGUAUUUAGAAUCUUACAAACUUACUACUUUCCUGACAUGUUCAGAAUUUACAUAACCUCUAGACAAACAAGAUUUUAAUUUUUUAAAAAUGUAUAAAAAAAUCGAGAGUAUAAAUUAAAUAAAUGCAGCAGGGAUUCUCUGUAUUUAUUUAUUUUCUAAAAAUAAUUUGUGAAUUUAUAAAUUUAAAUAAAAGUUCUCGCGCGCCAUACAUCCCAUCCCGAAUAUACAUACUAAAGAGAGGAAGAAGAAAAUUAAAACAAAAUAAAAAAAGACAAAGCGUUAAGAUAAAAAUUAAAAACCCUUCGCUUUCUUGUCUUUUGUCCGGUCUCUUGUUCUUUCUUCUUCAUUCUCUCUCACUCUAGAAUCUGUCGACGAAGCCAGCUCCAAUGGCAGGAUGAACAGAGACAUCUGCAAUCUACUCUUCUCGGAAGAAGAAGAAAGAUGGCUUUGGAGAAAGAACAAGAAGAAUCACAAACCGGUCAAAACGCAGCGUUUUGUGCCCUCGAUGAGCUCUAUUGCGAGGAAGAAUGUGGGUUCGCGGAGGAGGAUCUCGUGGGGCUUGAUGAAAAUGUCGUAAAGUUUCAGUUUUUACCACUAAAGGAUAUGUUUUUAUGGGAUGACGAUGAGUUGCAGAGUCUAAUCUCAAAGGAAAACGAAACGAAUCAUCACCCUUACCAAACACUAGAUGAGUGUCUUGUUUCUCGUAGAAAAGAGGCUUUGGAAUGGGUUCUCAGGGUUAAAUCUCAUUACGGGUUCGCUUCAUCGACGGCUCUGCUUGCUGUGAACUACUUCGAUAGGUUUAUCACGAGUGUUAAGUUGCAGACAGAUAAGCCGUGGAUGUCUCAGCUUGUAGCUGUGGCUUGUUUGUCUUUAGCUGCUAAAGUGGAAGAGAUUCAUGUCCCCUUGCUCAUUCAUCUCCAAGUAGAGGAAGCAAGAUAUGUCUUUGAAGCUAAAACCAUACAAAAAAUGGAGCUUUUGCUUCUGUCUACACUCCAGUGGAGGAUGCACCCUGUGACUCCGAUCUCAUUCUUCGAUCACAUUAUCAGGAGAUUAGGCUCUGAGUGUCACCAGCAGCUGGAGUUGUUUAGCAACUGUGAGCGUCUUUUGAUCUCCGUUGUUACGGAUGCGAGGUUUAUGAGUUACGUCCCUUCUGUGUUGGCAACUGCGAUAAUGAUUCAUGUCGUCAAGGACUUGAAACCAUGUGAACAAGUCGAAUACCAAUCUCAGCUCAGGACUCUACUCGAAGUCAAUCAGGAGAAAGUUAAUGAAUGCUAUGAACUGUUGUUGGAGCACAAUCCAAGCAAGAAGAGGAUGAUGAAUUGGCUUGAUCAGGAUAGUCCAAGCGGUGUAUUCGACCUUGAUGACAGCUCAAAUGGAUCCUGGAAUGUCUCUGCUGCUUCAUCAUCUCCAGAGCCUCUGCUUAAGAGGAGAAGAGUACAUGAGCAGCAAAUGAGGUUGCCUUCAAUAAACCGUAUGUUUUUAGAUGUGCUUAAUAGUCCUCGCUAGUAUUUUUCAUUUAUCAAAUGUGGCAAAUCUGAAGAACUUGAAUUCAUUCUCUAUUUUGGGCAUCAUCAGCAUCAUCGGUUAUGGCUACAAUUUAAGGCAAAACAUUUUGUGUUUAAAAGCUAGUUCCAAAGCUAACUCUUAUCUAUUAAAUUCUAAUAUCCAUA